AAGUGAAUCAGCUGACGGACGGUAUCUCCCUCCUCCAGAGCGGAUGGAUCGCGCCGCUGAAGCCGGGCAGCGUGAGCGCUGACGCCGCAGCAGUUUUCCCACCGCCCGCUCCGCUGCCGCCGGAUGUCUCACCGACCGAACCUCAACUCAACACGUUAUCGCUUUCCCUGACCGGAAAAAAAGAAGGCUACUUUGUUUUUGUUUUUUUAUUUAUUGUUAUAUAUAUUUUUAAAAACCUCGAGCAGGAAACUACCCCCCCCCCCCCCUCCUCCUCACCAUGGCUUCCAACUUCAACGACAUAGUCAAACAGGGCUACGUGAGGAUACGGAGUAAGAAGCUGGGGAUCUUCCGGAGGUGUUGGCUGGUGUUCAAGAAGGCCUCCAGCAAAGGUCCACGACGGUUAGAGAAGUACCCCGACGAGAAGGCAGCCUACUUCAGGAACUUCCACAAGAACACCGAGCUCCACAACGUAAAGAACAUUACCCGGAUGCCGCGGGAGACAAAAAAGCACGCCGUGGCGAUCAUCUUCUGUGACGACACAUCCAAGACGUUUGCCUGUGAAUCGGAGCUGGAUGCAGAGGAAUGGUGUAAGCUGCUAUGCGUGGAGUGCCUGGGCAGCCGUCUCAACGACAUCAGCCUGGGAGAGCCAGACCUGUUAGCAGCGGGGGUGCAGCGGGAGCAGAACGAACGCUUCAACGUGUACCUCAUGCCCACUCCUAACCUGGACAUCUACGGGGAGUGCACCAUGCAGAUCACCCACGAAAACAUCUACCUGUGGGACAUACACAACGCCCGCCUCAAACUCGUCAUGUGGCCUCUCAGCUCCCUGCGCAGAUACGGACGAGACUCCACCUGGUUCACUUUUGAGUCCGGAAGGAUGUGUGACACAGGAGAGGGUUUGUUCACGUUCCAGACGCGGGAGGGGGAGAUGAUCUACCAGCGGGUCCACUCGGCCACGCUGGCCAUUGCCCAGCAGCAUGAGAGGAUGAUGGAGGAGAUGGAAAAGAGUUCCCAGAUCCACCCGAGAGAAACGCUCACCAAGUCCAUCUCCCUGCCACGCAGCGCCUACUGGCAGCACAUUACGCGUCAGAACAGCGUGGGAGAUCUCUACAGUUACCAAGGAAGCGGCCUGACAAUGACUUUCAUCCCUCGUGCGCAGACCUUCCCCAGCUUUCUGUCUGACGAACAGGAGGAGAGGCCCCGCCAGGAACAGGCGCCGUCGCCCUCUGGUGGCCCCGACUCCAGCUGCAGCCCGAGAGCCCUUCAAUGACAAAGAGCCGAGCCGCCACAACCGGACACUUUCCCCAACGCUGUAGAGCGGAUGUAGAAAUGUGUAUAGUCACACGUGUAAUAUAUUGUUUCCUGGUGACACUUACGACAAUGGUGUCAGCAGUGAAGCGAGUAACAUGUGGAAAAGGACCUUUUUUGUUUGUGCCGUGCAGCAGUAGCUUCAGAAAGUGCACCAAGAAUUCUGUAGAUGUAGUUUUGAUGUGUUUUUAAUCUGUUGUCAUUAUACUGCUAAAGCCAGCAGGACCUCCUUUUUUUUAAAUUACUGCAUUACUUUAAAAGGUAAAGAGAUACAAACGCACUAAGGCCCAUUUUUAAAACUGUAAAAAACGCCUUUGUUCUGCAAUUGAUGAAAUCACACAAGACUCAAACCACCAUUUUAAAAGAAAAUUCCACACUUUUUGACACAAAAUCCUCCGAAACUGACUGCACUUUGCUGCAUCUGUAGAAUAUGAGAAUUAGUCAGUGUCGUACAUACAGACAACUGAACUUAGAUGGCAGUGACGAGUCGGCUAAAACCAUAAAUCAGUUACGGACAGCAAAGGGAAAAAGACAUUCAAACCUAUAGCGAUAUCGGAGUAGACGGGCAUGACAGAAAUGGUAAAAAGGCACCUUCUAGUUUAAACCGGCAGCCAUACUCUACACGAGCAGAAUGAUUUGAUUUGAAAAGCUUCCCAGCUCUCCUGCAGCCUCUUGUACCAAUAACCGGUUUAUUAUUGUUGGUAACAAAGUAGAUCACGAAAAGCAAAAAUCAUGGGGAUUUUUUUGUAUUUCUGCCCGGCUGGUUUUUUCUGAUGAAGAUUUAGAAAAUACAUCAGCAUCAUAAAGUGUAUUUCAUAAAACGUGAUGUUUUCCAUCAUUGGCAGCUGAAUUGAAGCUAGGAGGAAAUGCUGUUUAUGGCCGUCGUCACGGAGAUAUCCCUAAUUGUGGCAUCGAAGUGACGGUUAGUCUGUGACAAUAACGUCCUCCUCGAGUGAGAAGUGCCUUCCCACACAGACCGCUGAGCGCCAACGCCGACCAAAGCGGCGACUUUGGACUUCUGCAGCUAACCUUCAGUUUUAAAUAGCGUCCAGCCAGCUGUGAAAUGCCACAUCACCGCUGAAAACGUUAAGCAAAAUCCGUUCCAGAGCUCUUUUGGGAAGUUGAGAAAGACACUUGUGGCCUGCUGGUUGCCGUCAGCAGACACUUGUUCAUCGGUUUAAUCGUUUGGGAUUAAAGGAAGGCGUGAAUUACAAAAUUCCAGCCGCAGCUAUGAAGAUAAAAAUUAUCCAAUGACAAUCAGUUUGAGGCUGCAAAGUCCUCCUUUAAUGUCAGAUAUAUUUAAAUGUGUUUUGUUGUUAAAAGAUCCCCGUGGAACUGGGGACACACGUACAAGCACUCAUUUUGUGUUGAAGUUAAGUUUUGCCGUCAGUCACUUUACUUUGUGUAUCGUAAUUAAAAAGGACUCGACCUUCAUGUUCAUUUGAGCCUGGAACAAAGAGCCCAUCUAUUAAAAGUGUCUGCAUGUGUAACAGGAUGCAGAAGGGACAGUUGACCUAUCCGGCUACCUUUAUCCCCCAGUGGUCCUGGUUCUGAGCUCAGGUGUGGUUAAUACACGUGUGUAAUAGUUCCACCACAUCUGGAACAUUAGAGGAAAAACUGAGAACACUGAAGAAAGUCUGAGUUGCUGUGUAUCAUUCGUAAAUUUGGUUGCUUAUGUUGCCAUUCACUUGUUUGUGAUGUGUUGGAUUUCUGUUGUCGCUUCAGUAGGUUUAAUGAUGAUGAUUUUUGUUUUUUUUGUCUCAUCACGUUUUGUGUUCUGGUCCUGUCAGAUUAUAUGUUAAUAGCACUUUGAAGUGUAGGAGUACAGUUUUCGCUAAAUGUAAAUAUGUAAUGUUUUUGAUGCCAAAAGAGUAAUAAAUUUAAUGUUCUAUCAUG
Gasterosteus aculeatus aculeatus (three-spined stickleback) is the source of this 3204-nucleotide messenger RNA. RefSeq names its product docking protein 6 (gene dok6). Gene Ontology annotation, cellular component: cytoplasm. NCBI's taxonomy places the organism in Eukaryota, Metazoa, Chordata, Actinopteri, Perciformes, Gasterosteidae. Gene Ontology annotation, biological process: cell surface receptor protein tyrosine kinase signaling pathway. The record is from RefSeq and is a predicted model, not a curated record.